Naegleria gruberi is the source of this 1605-nucleotide messenger RNA. RefSeq lists its product as uncharacterized. The coding region runs from base 1 to 1605 and encodes 534 amino acids. The record is from RefSeq and is a predicted model, not a curated record. Gene Ontology annotation, molecular function: iron ion binding; monooxygenase activity; oxidoreductase activity, acting on paired donors, with incorporation or reduction of molecular oxygen. Lineage: Eukaryota; Heterolobosea; Eutetramitea; Acrasida; Naegleriidae. The transcript has 4 exons.
AUGUUACUCACUGCUUUCACCAUACUUUCGUAUAGUUUAUUGUUUAUUCUUUCUGUUGCUUUUCUAUUUCUACUGCACAGAUAUGUAGUUUAUAGAAAACAUUGUAAAAUGGUUUCACAUAUUCCUGGUCAUUGUCAAUUUGUUCCUCCGCCACUUGUCAAAUUUAUUCCACAAUUUUUACGAGAUGAAAAUUGGAUUACUGACAUGGGUGAUGUUUUUUCAUUGGAUACUUUAUUAAACAGCCAGAAGAAAUUCAAAACAGAUCAUUACAAAAUGGUCUUUGGAUUCUUAAAUGCUCCAAUGAUAAUUAUUGAUAAUCCAAAAAUGGGAAAGGAAAUUGCAACCAAGAAGAAAUUUAAAAAACCAAACAUGUUAAAAUCAGCUCAAGUUGAACUAUUUUCUGGAACUAAUAUUUUUGUAGAAGAUGAAUAUCAUACUUGGUUACAUCAGAGACAAUUAAUGGAUCCAAGUUUUACUCCAGAAAGUUUGAGAAUGGUUGCACAUGUUACUUCUGAAACUGUUCGAAACGAUAUGAUUCCAUUUAUAGAAAGUAAUAGAAAUGGAAAUGAUAUUAUGGGUGAUUUUGCAAAAUUAACAAUGAAUGUUAUUGGAAUUGCUGGAUUUGGUUACAAUUUUGAUACUUUCAAUAAUAAGGAUGAAAAUAGUUUGGAAAAGAAAUCAGCUCUCUAUAUUAAUUCAAUUAAUACUUAUAGAACUUGUCCAAAAGUUAUUAGAAACCACAUUAAUAUUGGAUUGUUUGGGAAGGUUAGAGAUGCAGCCACAUGUUUCAAACAAGCUAUUGGAAAGAUUAUUCAAAAAAGAGAAAUUCAUGAAGAAAAUGAAUCAACUUCAGAUGACCAAAAGUCAGACGUCUUGUCAAUCUUAUUAAGAGAAAGAAAAACUAAACAGAAAGAUGAAAAUGGCUCUCUCACCAAUGAUGAACUAAUCUCUAACUCGUUUGUUCUUUUAGUUGCCGGCCAUGAGACAACUGCAAGAACUCUUGGAUUUGCAACUUUUGUGUUGGCAACUAAUGAAACAGUUCAACAACAAGUUCAUGAAUUCAUUGAUGGAUUUGUCAAGCAAAAUAAUGGAAGGGAACAUUUCGAUUAUGAUGAUUUUGCAUCUGGUAAAUUGGAUUAUCUCAGAGCUCUAUUCCGUGAAACUUUGAGAUUAUAUCCAGUGGCAUUGGGUGUUCCAAGAGAGCUCACUUCCAAUUCAUCAGAAUUUAACAAUGUUUUACUGCCAAAAGGUUCACUAGUUCUCUAUUCAUGGGCAAAUACAUUGAGAAAUGAGGAAUAUUGGAAGGAUGCCGAAACAUUUAAUCCUCUCAGAUUUUUGAAAGAUGAAGAUGAAAGAAGAAUGGGUGUUUUUGGUGCAUUGCAUAAUCCACAAACUAAUCCAUUUGUUUAUUCUGUAUUUGGAAUUGGUGGAAGAGUUUGUAUUGGAAGAUAUUUUAGUGAAGUUGAAUCAGUUAUUGCUCUUGCCUAUCUCACAAGAAAGUAUUCAUUCAAAUUGUCUGAUCCAAAUUAUAAGCUUGUAUUAAAGACAAGAGUGACACUCUCUCCACAGGACACUAUUCUCAUUGAUUAUGUUCCUAGAAAUUAG